CUGUGAAGACUUGACCAUUGUAAAGAGAAAUGUAGACGCCUCAGCACUACUCACUGAUUAUUUAAUUGCUCCUGCAGUUAAGCACAAUAUCUUGAAUAUAGAUAAGUGAGAGGUGUAAACGUAAUCUAGAAGUGUUGGAAGGCAGGGUUUGGUAGGGGCAGAUAUGCUGAUAUGCCUUCGGUAGCACAGACUGAGUAUGGCAUCAAAGAUGUCUGGAACAGCAAUCUGGAAGAGGAGUUUAAAAAGAUCCGCCAUGUUAUUCAGCGAUACAGAUUUGUUGCUAUGGAUACAGAAUUUCCGGGAGUUGUAGCGAGGCCUAUAGGAGAGUUCCGAAGCACUUCAGACUAUCAGUAUCAACUUCUAAGAUGUAAUGUAGACUUACUAAAAAUCAUCCAGGUGGGCCUUACAUUUAUGGAUGAAAAUGGACAGACCCCAUCCCCCAUAUCUACGUGGCAGUUCAAUUUUAGAUAUAAUUUAACAGAAGAAAUGUAUGCUCAGGAGUCAAUAGACUUGCUACAACAUUCAGGCAUUCAGUUCAAGAAGCAUGAAGAAGAGGGGAUAGAUGUGAAUGAUUUUGCGGAAUUAUUAAUGACAUCAGGAAUAGUGCUAAGCGACCAAGUCAAAUGGCUCUCAUUUCACAGUGGUUAUGACUUUGGUUACCUCCUAAAGAUUUUAACAAAUACGCAGUUACCAGCGGAGGAGGCCGAUUUCUUUGAAUAUCUUAGGAUUUACUUUCCCAACAUCUACGAUGUCAAAUAUCUAAUGAAGAGUUGUAAAAAUUUAAAAGGAGGUUUGCAGGAAGUAGCAGAACAAUUAGAGAUCACAAGGAUCGGCCCUCAACAUCAAGCAGGAAGUGAUAGCUUACUGACAGGAGCUGCUUUCUUCAAAAUGAGAGAGAUGUUCUUUGAGGAUAAUAUUGACGAUGCCAAAUAUUGUGGACACCUUUAUGGACUUGGUACUUCUUAUGUUCAGAAUGGCUCAGGAUAUGAAAGUUUGACAAGUUAUCAAAACCACAAUUCAACACCCACUGUGGAAGAUUCCAACUCUGUGUCAGCAAGUUCAUAGAGCAAUUAGAACAUAAUUCUGCACAUUGCAGUCAGCACCCAGGAAAAGAAAAUGGCAGCAUUUUCAUGUGGAUCAAAACACUUUGUGGCAGCUAGAAGGAGGAAAGAUUCAAUAUUUUAGUCCUUGAUUUUCCAGUCUUCUCUUUGAUCAGCUACAGUAUUUCUGUGAGAGAGUCAGGGCUCAGUGAAUUGUUUUAAUUAAUAUAGAGAUUUACUUCUAUGGUUUUUGAAUCUCUGUACAUGCAGUGCAAGGUGAAAUGAUCAACUGUGUAUUUUUUUUAUUUGGUAACUUAUAAGACAACUGUUUGCCUUUAAGCAUUUUAUAGUAUUUAUGGUUUUCCAUUUCAACAUGAAGCAUUACAAGAGUAUUUAAUUAAAAUGUGUCAGUGUAAAUGGUUGGCAACCCUUCAAAAAAUUUACAGAAAAGAUUAAAACAACUAAUAGUAAAACUAUUUCCUCAAGGCUUAAAACAUUUUAAAGAAUCUCCUUCAAUUUAAGAUUGACUUUCCUAUGCCUUUUCUAGUAAUCCUGGCAAGUGGUGCCAUUUUCUUUGCUUUGGUAGAGGGCUGCGGAUUUUGCCAAUUUUUAAUAAGGUGUUAUCUCCAUUUUUGAUAUUCUUUGUGAACAAGGGAAACAAAAACCGUGUUAGCAAUUUUGUAUAUAAAUCCAUUUUCAUAAUUUUACAAAGAGUACUCAAAACUUGAGAGAAAACCUAAUACACUGAUGUCUGUAUGUCUGUCUGUAUAAAGGCAUGGGGUUCAUUGUCAGAAAUCUGCUGUAUACAUGUUCAAAUGGGGCCACAAAUACAUGUAUUCUUUACUUUAUUCUUCUUAUUGCAUUCUUACAGAAACAUCUCCAGGAAUUUUCUAUAUUUUAAAUUAGCUUGUACCCUUCUCUUGCAUUGCAGCACUGUAUGUAAUGAAAUUGAUUGAAAUUACCAUGAAAACAUUCAAUUUAAGUGUGAUAAUGAAAUUUUUCUUUGGAAAAUUUAUGAUCUAAAAUUCCAUUUGAUAGUCAAUGUUUUGACAUAUAAAGUGAAUGUGAUAUUACAUGACUUUGCUUUUAAUUAUCUUUGUUAGUAUCUUUUUAACAGUCAAAGCUGUGAUCAGUCAUUGUGCAAUUUUCAUAUACAGUGUUAAUUCUGAUGUUAUUCUGUAUUUUUUAUUGAAAGAUGGACACAAACAUUGCAGUGAGAUUUAAAGUUAAAAGAGGUCAGAUUGGCAUUUUUUUGUUCUCCUCUGCUCUUUUUCAAUGACGAAUUGAUCUUUUUUUCACUGACAAAAUUGAUGUAAGCAAAUGUUUUUUUUGUCCAUGACAAUUAUAAGACAGGCUGGAGAUUUAAAUUGUAUGAUGUUUGGAACAUUCAUUCUCAACUGGAAUUUUAGAAAAGCAGUCUGUCAUAAUUUAAAUGUGGUAGUUAAAAUAAUUUCAAAAGCAAAAUACUAGUAACAUUUUACAUAUUUCAAGGAAAAACUUAACAAUUCUUUUAAUGCAUACAUAACCCUAUCUUUUUUCUGUACUUUUUUUGUUGUUUUUAAUUUUAUAAGACAUCAGCCAGAAUUGUGUUUGGCAGUUGAAAAGCCAUUAAUGGAUUUAACUGUCAAACCUGGAAAAGAUUUUAAGUGUUUUUUUUAAACAACAGUUUUAAUUAACUGCAUCAAAUGUCAAGGUAAUUUUUCAAUUGCUGGCAUCCAAGAUUCCACGUAUGAAGAAUUAAAUUGUCAGAGAUGAUGUAUAUUGGGAGUAAUGCUUUAGAGACGGUUAUUUUGUUCAGUGUGUUUUUGUGACAUGUAAUUUGAUUUCUAUUGUGUUAUUCUCAACAAUGGAUAUGGUCAGAGUUUUCCUAUUUUAGAAUCCAAAGGGCUUUCAUUACAUAUUUUGUCAUUAAAAUAGACAGCUUUGAUCAUAUCCUUCAUUCAGAAUUAAUUUUUACUAUUUUUUUUCAUAGUCAACGCAUCUAUAGGUCAUUGCAGAAAUUGUUUUUAGUUGAAUUUUUAUUUUAACAUUUUCCCCCCACUAACUGUAUAAUGUUUGUAUUUUGUUAUCAAUGAAACCUGAAAAAUUGAUCUCAAUGUAAUAUGAGUUUAUAGUGUGCUUUUAUUUCAACUCAUUAAAAUCCAUAUAAAUAUUACCAGGUCAACUUCUAAUCUUUGUUUUAAGAUUUUUUUAGAACAUGUCUCUUGCAUUCAUGUUUGUUUUAUUGACACAGAUUACUGUUUUUUGUCCUUAUAUACAAAUUUGUGAUGUUUGAGCAAUUUUCAAUCUCUUGGCUGUAGAGAAUCGAUUUCAUUGAUAAGUACAUGAUUUUUUUCCCCCAUAAUUUGAGACUGUGAUCUAUUUUAAAGUUUCAAAAUGUGUUGAAAGUUUUAAUGGACUGUCAGGAUGCAAUUAUACAUUGAAAUGAUGCUUAGAUUGUUCAAUGCUGAGGACAGUUUUACAUGCAUUAAUUAUUUGCUGAAAGUGCUAUUUUAAUUGUCAAUGUAUAAUUCACCCCCAAAACUCUGACAUCCAAAAUUAGAACUGUUGUUUAUUUUAGGUAGCUUUAAAUUGGAAUGGCUCCCCCUCCAACCCAGCCACUUCAUAUUUGUUUGGUGUCAGAUUUUUUUUUUAUCAUGAUGCAUUAUUUGCAAAAUUUUAUCAAUUCACUUGUGUAUUUUUCUUGUAGUGUUUUCAUACUGUCUCUAUCUUUUGAUUUUUAAUUUGAAUCAAAUAUGUGUGUGUAUACUUUUACACCAAAAUUCUGUUAAAAUGAUAAUUUUUUUACAGUUAAUUCUAAAAAAAAUUACAUACAUUUUCAAAGGUAUUUACUUUGGAAAUAAAUAUGAAGAGAAGUUGAAAGAAUGUGAUUUAUGAAGUAUAGAUACAUACAAUAGGUUAGAUGCAUGUUUUCAGAAGAGACCAUUGUAAAAAUAUUGCUGGCAAAUAUUUUACAAAAUGAAAUGUUGGAGGAUUUAUUUCACAUAUAACUGCAAGUGUAUUAUUUAAGAUGACUGACUUGAAACAAUCUUUUGAACUACUGAAAGUCAAGUUGUCAGUUUCUCUCUGCAAGAAGUUUUGUCCAUUACAAUCCCAAUGUAUGUUUAAAUUUGCUGUAUUUAGUAAUGUUUUUCUCAAAACUUGAAUUUACUUCUCCUUGAUUAAUUUUCUGUUUGUAUUGACUAUUAGUUUGUCAUGUCCUUUGUUGCCAUUGGAGGGGGAGGGGUGUGACGUAUGUUGGGCUGAUGUCUUGCUGUACAUUUUGUGUGGCCCCUUUAUUAUUUUACUGUCGUCUAGAUGUAAUGGAACUGGUUGUCUUUUUAUGAAUUGUAAAUAAAUAUGUCAUGGGGAUGACCAGUCCAAUGAUAGCAUAAAACAA
This is a messenger RNA of Saccostrea cuccullata (small rock oyster), 4419 nucleotides long. Its product is annotated as CCR4-NOT transcription complex subunit 7-like. The transcript is spliced from 7 exons. NCBI's taxonomy places the organism in Eukaryota, Metazoa, Mollusca, Bivalvia, Ostreida, Ostreidae. Gene Ontology annotation, cellular component: CCR4-NOT complex; CCR4-NOT core complex; P-body. The record is from RefSeq and is a predicted model, not a curated record. Bases 172 to 1065 code for a protein of 297 amino acids. Gene Ontology annotation, molecular function: nucleic acid binding; poly(A)-specific ribonuclease activity.